UCUUUCAUCGGGGCACAGACUUCCUUUUACUCCUUCCUUCUGCGCUCUCGCCGCCUCCUCCUGGGAAGAAGCGGAGGCACCGGCUGCCUGGGGCAGCGACAAGCCGGGCCACUGAGGCUGUGCGAAAAGUUUCUUUUUGGGAGUUCGGAAUUGGGGCCCGGUUGGUGUACUGCUCGGAGCAAUGGAGCCAGCCUUUGGGGAGGUGAACCAGCUGGGAGGAGUAUUCGUGAACGGGAGGCCGCUGCCCAACGCCAUCCGGCUUCGUAUCGUGGAACUGGCCCAACUGGGCAUCAGACCGUGUGACAUCAGCCGCCAGCUACGGGUCUCGCACGGCUGCGUCAGCAAGAUUCUGGCGCGCUACAACGAGACUGGCUCGAUCUUGCCAGGAGCCAUUGGGGGCAGCAAGCCCCGAGUUACCACCCCCACCGUGGUGAAGCACAUCCGGACCUACAAGCAAAGGGACCCUGGCAUCUUUGCCUGGGAAAUCCGGGACCGCCUGCUGGCGGACGGCGUGUGUGACAAGUACAACGUGCCCUCGGUGAGCUCCAUCAGCCGCAUCCUGCGCAACAAGAUCGGCAACUUGGCUCAACAGGGCCAUUACGACUCAUACAAGCAGCACCAGCCCGCGCCACAGCCGGCGCUGCCCUAUAACCACAUCUACUCGUACCCCAGCCCCAUCACGGCGGCCGCAGCUAAGGUGCCCACGCCGCCCGGGGUGCCUGCCAUCCCCGGCUCCGUGGCCAUGCCCCGUACCUGGCCCUCCUCCCAUUCCGUCACCGACAUCCUGGGCAUUCGCUCUAUCACCGACCAAGGCGUGAGCGACAGCUCCCCCUACCACAGCCCCAAGGUGGAGGAGUGGAGCAGCCUGGGCCGGAACAACUUCCCCGGGGCCGCCCCGCACGCGGUGAACGGGCUGGAGAAGGGAGCCCUGGAGCAGGAAGCCAAGUACGGUCAGGCACCAAAUGGUCUACCAGCUGUCAGCAGUUUUGUGUCCGCAUCCAGCAUGGCUCCUUACCCUACCCCGGCCCAAGUGUCGCCUUACAUGACCUACAGCGCCGCUCCUUCCGGUUAUGUGGCUGGACACGGGUGGCAACAUGCCAGCGGCACCCCACUGUCCCCCCACAACUGUGACAUUCCCGCAUCGCUGGCGUUCAAGGGAAUGCAGGCAGCCAGAGAAGGUGACUUUCUGGCAGCGUCUUUGUCUCUGUUUGGUGGUGGGCUGCUCGGGCUCCUGGACCUGGACUUGCCCCAAAUUUUGUGUGUGCAGUGAAGGCUUCAACAUCUUAUGAAGGACAUUUUCUUUCUACAGCAGAGGACUCAAAAACAGAUUAAACAAGCCAGUCUCCCAUUUUGUAUCCUAAUCAAACAACACACAUGCCAAGCAUAUAAAGACACGAGGGUGGAAAAUAUCUGGACAAGAAGGCUUUUAAGGAAGUCACUUAGAAACUUAAGUUUAAUGUGAAAUGCUUUGCAAAGACACUUAAAAUGAACUUUAUGUUAAGAAAACCACUGUGAAACUAAAUUGUACUGUUAUUGUUGGCUUACCUGUGUGUUCAGCAAUCUCAGCCCAAAAUUAUGUUGUAAUUUAAAGAAAAUGGAAAAUUCUGCUCUAAUGAAUGUAAAAACGGCUUGCUGUGAAGUUUACGUUGUUGUACAGAAGCAUGGUUCACGUCGAGGUAGACUGGUGGUGGUAUUAGAAAUACAAAUGCUAUUUAAUUGUUUUAAAUUCCCUUUAUUCAUUUCUGGAGUUACAGGACAUAGUUUCCAUCUUUCUAGAACAGUUGGGUUUUCACUUCAAUGUUAAUCGCAGAGCUGUGGGGUAUACGUGUGUGUGAGCGUGUGCUAUGUGUUGUAGUUUAAAACAACUGCUUUUCUUGGGCAAAAUUCUACAGUUUUUCUCUUCUGUUUAGAAAGUUCUUCCUGCUUGGCAAUAUGUAGGCUUGAAACUACAUUUUUAAAACAUUGGUACAAUUCAUCUAUUGGAAAAUUAAUAUAUUGUGGGUUUUUUUUCUUUUGGUAUUAAUUCUGUGCAAUAACUAAAAGGGCACAUCACUAGAUGUGGAUGUUAAAGAAGCAUUUGUGAGGUGAUCCUGAUUUCUUCCUGUCUGUGCUAUGCACAGUCCACACAGCAGUCCAGUUCCGCCACAUCGGUUUCAUGGCUUCACUUAAACUCAGAUGACUAGACGAGCGAGGUUUCAGAUCACUAGCGUAUAAACAGUAAGCAGAUUUCUGACACAGAAGUUAUAUUUGAGGAAUUGCUUGCUUCAAGCAACAGCUAUCUUAUAGAGAGAGCUUUGAACUGCAUUUAUUUCUAAAGCAAAAUUCAGUGCUACAAACAGAGGAUUAUAACUUCAGGAGAAGAAUAAGCAGAAGGAGCAGAUGAACUCUCAGGGCCAUAGUCUUCCUUUGAUCUUCUAAAACUCCUGUUGACAUCUGGAGUUCCCAGUCUGGUGAGAAAAUAGACUAUAAACCGAAUGGAACGAAGAUACCAGUCCAAUAUCUUGGUGGAGACUUUAAAACCAUACCAUACAGGGACUCUCCUGCCGUCCAGAAAAACUGACAUAAGGUAUAGAAUUAUCCCUUAUCAGAUAUUUUUUUAGAUGGCUACUAGGAGUCUUUA
This is a messenger RNA of Lontra canadensis (Northern American river otter), 2620 nucleotides long. RefSeq names its product paired box 9 (gene PAX9). Bases 182 to 1270 code for a protein of 362 amino acids. Gene Ontology annotation, biological process: regulation of transcription by RNA polymerase II; anatomical structure development. The record is from RefSeq and is a predicted model, not a curated record. The transcript is spliced from 5 exons. Gene Ontology annotation, molecular function: RNA polymerase II cis-regulatory region sequence-specific DNA binding; DNA-binding transcription factor activity, RNA polymerase II-specific. Lineage: Eukaryota; Metazoa; Chordata; Mammalia; Carnivora; Mustelidae.